Molecule: messenger RNA, 279 nt
Organism: Penicillium odoratum
Lineage: Eukaryota; Fungi; Ascomycota; Eurotiomycetes; Eurotiales; Aspergillaceae
Exons: 2
Coding region: 1-279 (92 amino acids)
Source: RefSeq, a predicted model, not a curated record
AUGUCACCGGGAUACUUUCAAAUGCUUCCAGAAUCCGCGCUCGAUUCUCUCCGCGCCUUUUUGCGGUCUGCACAGGGAAUGAAGUCAGCAGACUGGGAGAUCUACCUCAAAUACUAUCCCAAGAACUCCCUUGAUCACACCCAGACCGAGCUCCUCCGGAAGGGCAUCAGUCAACUGGGAGGCAAGAUCCAUUCCCAUGAUUACAGAGGACCCAUGAUGUGUUCGAGACCUGUAGUCUUCCUUCGCUUCUUCAAGUGUCUGCAACACUGUUUCCCAUGA